Molecule: messenger RNA, 1437 nt
Organism: Thlaspi arvense
Lineage: Eukaryota; Viridiplantae; Streptophyta; Magnoliopsida; Brassicales; Brassicaceae
Source: the annotation of a GenBank genome assembly
AUGUCUGAAUCUCUUAUGCGUUUGCAUUUUCUUUUGCUAGUCUUGCUCUGUUGCGUCUCCCUUUCAACCUUUGCCACUGAAAAUGCUCAUGGUGGUGGUCUCGUUGGUUGUCGUCCACGCCAGAUUCAAGCCUUUACGCAGUUCAAAAACGAGUUUGAUACUCGUGGUUGCAACCAUAGUGACUUCUCCAAUGGAGUCUGGUGCGAUAAAUCGACCGGUGAGAUCACAAAGCUACGACUCAGUGCCUGUCUCAGUGGAACCUUGAAGCCCAACAGUAGCCUCUUUGGAAUGCAUCAUCUUCGUUACCUUAAUCUCUCGGGAAACAACUUCAUCUCCUCUUCACUCCCUUUCGAGUUUGGCAAUCUCAACAAAUUAAAGGUUUUAUCUCUUUCCUUUAAUGGCUUCGUCGGCCAAGUUCCUUCUUCGUUUAGUAACCUAAGCAUGCUUUCCGUUUUAAGCCUAUCCAAUAACGAGCUCAGUGGUAGUUUCCCACCUGUGCGGAAUCUAACUAAGUUCACAGUUUUAAGACUUUCUCGCAAUCACUUUUCUGGAACUCUGAAUUCCAAAAAUAGCCUCUUUGAGUUGCACGAGCUCAUUGAGCUUAAUCUCGCCUUUAACAGCUUCAGUUCUUCACUCCUUUUUGAAUUUGGAAAUCUCAAAAAAUUAGAGUCUUUGUCUCUUUCCUCUAAUGGCUUCUUUGGUCCAGUUCCUCCCACAAUUAGUAACAUGACCUCGUUAACCGCAUUGUACCUUGGCCAAAACAGUUUCACUGGUCGUUUCCCACUUGUACAAAACCUAACUAAACUCUCUCAACUUUAUAUAUUUGAUAACCACUUCUAUGGAACCAUCCCGUCAUCUCUCUUCACUCUGCCUUUCUUGAAAGUCCUUUAUUUAGAUGUAAACCAGUUCAGCGGUUCCAUUGAACAUCCCAACUCCUCUUCGUCGUCAAGGCUAGAACGUCUGAAACUUGGAUACAACGAGUUUGAAAGAAAAAUAUUAGAGCCAAUCUCAAAGUUCAUCACCCUCAAAGUUCUCGAGCUUUCUUUCCCGAAAAAAAGUUACCUAAUAGACCUAAGCCUCCUGUCCUCUUUAAACUUUUUGGUGUACCUCGAUGUGUCCGGUAACAAUAUAUCCCGAGCAAGUUUAAGGCCUGAUUACGCAAUCCCGUUGAACCUAGAGUUUUUUUUCUUGUCCUAUUGCGGCAUCAGCGAGUUCCCAAAAAUAUUGAAGGCCCUCAAGAAGUUGGAGUUUAUAAACAUAUCCAGCAAUAAAAUCAAAGGGAAAAUACCCGAGUGGUUUUGGAACUUUCCUCGUCUAAGCGUAAUGGAUAUAUCUAACAAUUCUUUCAACGGCUUCGAAGGUUCGGUGGAACUUUUAGGAAAUUCAUCAUUGCAGGAGAUUGAAGAAAACAUCAGAAACUCAACAUUAGACUUUUAG